Messenger RNA from Acinonyx jubatus (cheetah), 6926 nucleotides. RefSeq names its product SMC5-SMC6 complex localization factor 2 (gene SLF2). The coding region runs from base 169 to 3684 and encodes 1171 amino acids. Gene Ontology annotation, biological process: DNA damage response; positive regulation of double-strand break repair; protein localization to site of double-strand break. The transcript has 20 exons. NCBI's taxonomy places the organism in Eukaryota, Metazoa, Chordata, Mammalia, Carnivora, Felidae. The record is from RefSeq and is a predicted model, not a curated record. Gene Ontology annotation, cellular component: site of double-strand break; nucleus.
CCCGCUCACACAGGAGUCACUUCCGAAGAGAGAGAACCGCCAUGAAGAGAGAAGGGGGUGCCGCCCAACUCUGCUCCGACAGCCUCCCGGAGUCCCAGCAGCAAGACGGCAACCACGCACCCAACUUCUCCAGCCACAGCUCAUGCCGCCGUCGCCAGCGGCGCCGACAUGACAAGGCGCUGCAUGCCCGCUAGGCCAGGUUUCCCCUCAUCCCCAGCCCCGGGGUCGUCGCCCCCGCGCUGCCAUCUGAGACCCGGUAGUACCGCCCCUGCUGCAGCGGGAAAGAGAACAAAGAGUCCUGGGGACAGGAAGCAGUCAAUUAUAGAUUUCUUCAAACCAGCUUCAAAACAAGACAGACAUAUGUUGGAUUCUCCACAAAAAUCAGACAUCAAAUAUGGAGGAAGUGGAUUCUCCAUCACUGGGACAGAACAGUUUGAAAGGAAACUAUCCUCACCAAAAAAAUCCAAACCCAAAAGGAUGCCAUCAGAAAAGAGCACUAUUUUAGAGGCUUUCAUGAAAGGUGUUAAAGAGCACCAUAAAGAUCGUGGUAUACAUGAGUCACGUCGACCUUGUGUGUCAAUAGCCACCAAAUAUCCAAAGGCAGUUACAAAAGUCUAUGUUCCUCCAUAUUGCUUGUCAAAGGAGAUGAAGACACUGAAGAAAAAACAUCGAUCUCCAGAGAGAAGGAAGUCACUGUUCAUUCAUGAAAAUAGCAGGGAGAAGAAUGAUAGAGAUCGAGACAAGACCAGUGCAGAUUCCAAAAAGCAGGCCACAGUGACAGAAGCUGACAUCUUCAAGAACAGCUCUAGAAGUCUUAGCAGCAGGAGCAGCCUAUCCAGGCACCACCCAGGAGAAAGUCCUUUGGGGGCUAAGUUCCAGUUGUCAUUAGCUUCUUACUGCAGAGAAAGAGAACUAAAGAAGUUGAGGAGGGAGCAAAUGGAGCAGAGAAUCAACUCAGAAAAUUCCUUCUCAAAAGCAAGCAAUCUUUCCUUAAAAUCCUCUAGUAUAGAAAGAAAAUGUAAACCAAGGCAGGAACAAAGUAAACAGAAUGAUGUCACACCUGGAAAGAGUAAUCUUUCAAACCUGGAAAAUGGACAUUUCUCAAGGAAAAGAGCCUCUUCUGAUUCAUGGGAACCUGCUUCAGCAGGGUCUAAGCAGAAUAAAUUCCCUGACAAAAGAAAAAGGAACUCUGUGGACUCAGAUCUGAAAAGCACAAGAGAAUGUAUAAUGCCAAAAGUAAAAGAGUCCUUCCUUGAGAAGCGUCCUGACGGAUCACAUCAGAGAGAGAAAUUUAUAAAACAUAUUGCACUGAAGACACCUGGGGAUGUGUUGCGCUUGGAAGAUAUAUCCAAGGAACCCAGUGAAGAAGUUGAUCGCUCCUCUGGAGGCUUGGCACCUUCAAAUUCUGGCCACCAUUCUUCCAGGAAUAGUGACCAAAUCCGUGUGGCAAGUACCAAAGAGACUAAGAUGCAGAAACCCCACUUAUCUUUACCUCAGGAAAAGUCUGCCGAUAAAAAAGCUAGCAGCCUUCAGAAAAAUAAACCUGCUAGUUCUGUGGCAUCAAAGGAGACAAAACUUCUACCUUUACUUUCCCAUGUUCCAAGUGCUGGUUCCUCUCGGGUACCAUUAAAUGCUAAAAAUUGCACUCUUCCAGUUCCUAAAAAAGAAAAAGAGCGUUCCUCAUCUAAAGAAUGUUCUGGGCAUUCUACAGAGUCCUCCAAACACAAGGAACACAAAGCAAAGACUGAUAAAGCUGAUUCUAAUGUAUCUUCAGGGAAAAUUUCUGGGGGAUCUUUGCAUUCAGAAUAUGGCACUCCUACAAAGUCUCCCCCAGCUGCUUUGGAAGUUGUGCCAUGUAUCCCAAGCCCUACAGCACCUUCAGAUAAAGCCCCUUCAGAUAAAGAGAGUUCAGGAAAUUCCAAUGCAGGUAGCAGUGCACUGAAAAGAAAACUAAGGGGUGAUUUUGAUAGUGAUGAAGAAAGUUUAGGUUACAACCUAGACAGUGAUGAGGAAGAGGAAACAUUAAAAUCACUGGAAGAAAUAAUGGCUUUGAACUUCAAUCAGACUCCCACAACUACAGGAAAGCCUCCUGCUCUUUCCAAGGGGCUUAGAUCUCAGUCAUCAGACUAUACAGAACAUGUUCAUAGUGGAACAUACACAAAUACUUUAGAACGUCUAGUGAAAGAGAUGGAAGACACUCAAAGGCUAGAUGAACUGCAGAAGCAACUACAGGAAGACAUAAGGCAGGGCCGAGGUAUUAAGUCCCCCAUCAGAAUUGGAGAUCAAGACAGUACAGAUGAUGAGGAUGGCCUCUUAGAAGAGCACAGGGAAUUUCUAAAGAAAUUUUCAGUUACAAUUGAUGCUAUUCCUGAUCAUCACCCAGGUGAAGAAAUAUUUAAUUUCCUCAAUUCCGGAAAAAUUUUCAAUCAGUAUACCUUGGAUUUAAGAGACUCUGGCUUUAUAGGACAGAGCGCUGUAGAAAAGCUUAUUCUUAAAUCAGGAAAAACAGAUCAAAUUUUUUUGACAACACAAGGCUUCCUUACCUCUGCCUAUCACUAUGUCCAGUGUCCUAUACCUGUGUUAAAGUGGCUGUUUCGGAUGAUGUCGGUUCAUACAGACUGUAUUGUGUCUGUGCAGAUCUUAAGCACAUUGAUGGAAAUAACAAUUAGAAAUGAUACCUUCAGUGAUUCACCAGUUUGGCCCUGGAUCCCAUCAUUAUCUGAUAUAGCAGCUGUGUUUUUCAAUAUGGGAAUUGAUUUUAGGUCUUUGUUUCCUCUGGAGAAUCUUCAACCAGACUUUAAUGAAGACAAUCUAGUUUCUGAAACACAGAUGACAUUGGGAGGGAAAGGAAGUGAAGAUUCAUCUUGUAAGCCAAUUUUUUCAACUCUUCCUGAAACCAACAUUUUAAAUGUGGUUAAGUUUCUAGGCUUGUGUACAUCUAUACAUCCAGAAGGUUACCAGGAUCGUGAGAUAAUGUUGCUUAUUCUAAUGUUGUUUAAAAUGAGUUUGGAAAAACAGCUGAAACAGAUUCCUCUAGUGGACUUUCAGAGCCUCCUGAUAAAUCUGAUGAAAAACAUUAGAGAUUGGAACACAAAGGUGCCUGAACUCUGCCUGGCCAUAAAUGAACUGUCUAGUCAUCCCCACAACCUUCUGUGGUUGGUACAGCUGGUCCCUAACUGGACAUCUCGUGGAAGGCAACUGAGACAGUGCCUCAGCCUAGUGAUUAUUUCAAAGCUUUUGGAUGAGAAACAUGAAGAUAUCCCUAAUGCCAGUAAUCUUCAGAUAUCAGUCCUACAUCGCUACCUUGUGCAAAUGAAACCGUCGGAUUUGUUGAAGAAAAUGGUCCUGAAGAAAAGGGCUGAACAACCAAAUGGCACUAUUGAUGAUAGCCUUCAUUUGGAGCUUGAAAAGCAGGCAUAUUAUCUGACCUACAUUCUUCUUCAUUUAGUUGGUGAAGUUAGUUGUUCUCAUUCUUUCUCUUCUGGACAACGGAAACACUUCGUGCAUCUCUGUGGGGCUUUGGAAAAGCAUGUUAAGUGUGACAUUAGGGAAGAUGCAAGACUGUUUUAUAGAACUAAGGUAAAAGACCUGGUUGCCAGGAUACAUGGAAAAUGGCAGGAAAUAAUCCAGAACUGUCGGCCUACUCAGGGGCAGCUUCAUGACUUCUGGGUACCAGAUUCUUAACAGGAGUUGAAGCAGCAAAAAUAUGAACCAAGAGAAAUUCAAUAAGAGUUUUUCCUAGAGGAGUAGAAAGAAUACUACAAACUCCAGUGGAAUGCUUAGAAAAUGUGCUGCAGUGUGCCACUUGAAUGUCUAGUAUGAAGCUGGUAAUGAAGAAAUUGCCAUUUCUGAAGCAGAUAUGAAACGUGAUCUGCUUAAUUUUAAGGCAACUGGCCUUUUAAAAAGAGCAGAAUCCUAUAACAAGAGGGGAGGGGUAGAAGCAACUAAUAGUUGCAUGUCGAAUCUGCCCCUAUUAACUGCUCUUGUUAAACUGUAAGCCAGUUAUCCUUUUUUUUUUUUUUUGGAUUGUAUUUAUGGCACUUGGAUAAUCACAGGAAAUAUGUAGGAAAGGGUUUGGACCAACUUGAGCAGUUGGACAUGGAAAUCAAGACCAAGUUCCAGUUGAGUUUAAUUUUCUCUUGGUUAUUUUAGGACUCAAAAAGAAAUCUUAGAACUGAGUUUAAUGACAAAAAGGAUAAAUCUUUUCUGUAACUCCUAUAAACCACAGGGAGAUUUCAAUCCAUACAUUUUCCUUCACUAUUCAAGAUUAUAAAUCUGUUAGGUUUUUAAAAUACAUUUAAAGAGCUGAGAAACAGAAAUUUGGUAUAGUGUUAGAUCCUCCUUAAGGGGAAGAAGUUAAGCUAUAAAAUAGUAUCUCCGUUUUUAUGCCCAAACAUUCAUAUGCCGUUUGUUUUGGAUUCCUUUUAAGUGUAUAUAUAUUUUUUAAAUACUGGUUAAAUCUUAGAUUCUUGGCUAAAUCUUAGAAUUCUGGCCCUUGGUUAGCCAUAUUACAGAAGUCUAUAUUAUAGAAGCUUAACGAUCUGGACAAGUUUCCAAAAACCUUACUUUCAUGAGUAUAUAAGCUUGGUAGAGACCUGGAUGGAGUUUAUUCUUCGGAAUAUUGCACACGUUGUGUGUGCUUGUAUUUUAAAGUUGUUGCACUUGAAAACCACAGCUGCUCUAAAUUCUUAAACACUGGAAAGCCGUCCUUUGGUUUAAAUGGUGGAGGGUUAGUAGAAGUGCACAUGCUUAGCCCAAGGGCCCUCUGAAGCCUUUGGUAGUAAUGGACUCUUACUAGCUAACUGAAAAACUCUUUUGUUGAUUGUCCUUUUAGGACGGUUUGUUUCUUGAAUGAAAAUGCCAACUUUUUUCUUUCAAUGUUGACUUGGAUGACACUGCUUUCCUGAGCAUUCUCAUGUCUCCAGUUGUGGUGGGGGAAGGACGAUGGAGAGGAAGGGAAUUGGACUGCGCGUUUAUGAUUUGAGAGGGGAGAAAAUAAAUUUUGACAAAAUAGCUUUCUACCUCUAAAUUGAGGCUUAGGAGAAAAAAGCAUUUUAUCUUAAAUUUAUCAUUUACAAUAGUAUAAAUAACUUUUGAGCCCAUGUCAGGCAUUGAGCAGUUAGAGAUUUUAUAGGGAAGACUUAGUAAAUCCAGUUCCCAAGAACCCCAGCUGAAUGAGGCUCCAAGAGUCAGACCAACAAAAGUUUUAUUCUGUGUUGAGUUUACUGGUAAGAAUAUUAUUAUCUUGAUACUACCUCUCAAGGGUAUUAUUAGAAAAUGCCACUUAUGGUUAAUGAGAUAGAUACAAAGAGUUCUAUUUGACAGAAGCUUGAAACUCUGGCAUCUAUCUGCCCAACAACGGGGGCUUUCACUCUUUGUAAUUUAAUACUUUGUAGAUACAUUAUUUGUGUGUAAUUUUAUAAGUGUUCAUAUUUUUCUCAUUUUGCAUUGUGUAAAGUGUACAAAAUCUCAAAGGAUAAAAUACUGCUUAUAUUGCUUGUAAUUACAGUGUGUAAAUAUUUUCUAAUCGUGUACAUUGACGGGGGGACAAGUGGGUUAUUCAGGUUUUUUUUUAAGUGACCCUUUUGUAUCGCAGUUUCAACAGAUAACUGCUCAUCAAAUUUAAAACCACUUUGAUACGUUUUUAUUUAGCAGUUCCAAUAAGAAAAGUCUCUAUUUUUAAUUGCCUUUCUUCAUUAGAGAAAAAGACUUCAUCUGUCCCUUUAAAAAUGGCCAGACAUCGGUUUGGGCCCUUGUAUUUAUGACCCUGGUUAGAUAUCUCCAUCUCCAGGUCAUACUCCAGUCAGUAUUUGCAUUGGGUUCUCAUACAAAUCCUGUGAUUCUCUUCUAGCACAAGUAGCCCAUGACUUUUCUCCCAAAUCAAGGAUUAUCCUUCUCCCUCUUGAGUCCCCAUGUUUUGUCUCCCUCCUGCUGUUGUUGCCCAGCGAAUGGGAUGGUAGCGGGGGAGAAGAUGUUCAUUGCACAGAGAAUGUCAGGCCACUUUUGGGACUUGGCAAACAAAGCUUGCACUGAGUGGUGGUGUGUUUGGCAAUAUUACUGUGCCAAAAAUAAUCUUGUCUAAUUUUCUGGAUAUGUAUGUCAAACUUAUUACCCUUCUUGCAAGCUAAAAAUUAAGGUACUUGUAAGUGUUUAUGCUUUUGUGUGUAACUGUUUGCCUUUUCUAAACUGUUUUUCUCAUUUUCAGAAAAUAAUAAUUCUAUUCGUUAUAUCAUGUUAAGUGAAGAGGCUCUCUGUGCACAAAACGCAUCUAUGUAGCAGUAAAGUAACAGCAUUUGUACAUUUCCUAUCUCCUGAUGGCAGUGGUGCCUUUGUCACCUUUCAGAAGGUUGGCGUUUGGUUUUGUUUUGCAGUACAAAUAAUAGCUUGCUUUUGACUUCACAAAAAUCUCCCCAGAUGUGAAAGAGAGAUAAAGAUGUGUUGUCAUCCAGGCUCAGUUAGAGCAUUUGCAUUUUUAUUUCUAUCAAAACAAGUAUAGUGGGUGGGGACUGGCCAGUAAUAAUGUGUGGAGUCUUUAAACCAAGGGUAAUUUUUAAAUUUAAAAAUAAAAAAUUUAAGAGGUGACCCAUUAACAAGUGACUGAGUUGGAAAAUUAGGGAAGGGACUGUCCUGGUUUGUCUCUAAGGAGGCAAGAUGAGGGUACCGGUGGCUGGGCAUGUAGAGCAUGAACCGUGGUUGUUAUUUCUUACUCAUUAACAGUGUUGGUGCACCUCAUUAUCUGUGCAUUUGUUUUCCCUGGGCAGUCCUGUCAGUGAGUUAAUCCACCAGCUCUUAGGCAGUUCAAAAGUAAAUGCAGAUUUCUUUUCCUCUUUCCUUUUUUUUUUUUUUAAAGAUUUUUUUACUACAUCUUGUUUAAAGUCCCAUGAAUGUAUGUGUGUGUUAUUAAAAAUGCUUUUUCUCAGUUUGAA